Messenger RNA from Harpia harpyja (harpy eagle), 4634 nucleotides. RefSeq names its product potassium voltage-gated channel subfamily A member 10 (gene KCNA10). The record is from RefSeq and is a predicted model, not a curated record. The transcript has 2 exons. Gene Ontology annotation, molecular function: delayed rectifier potassium channel activity; protein binding. NCBI's taxonomy places the organism in Eukaryota, Metazoa, Chordata, Aves, Accipitriformes, Accipitridae. Bases 1060 to 2610 code for a protein of 516 amino acids. Gene Ontology annotation, cellular component: voltage-gated potassium channel complex; membrane. Gene Ontology annotation, biological process: protein homooligomerization; potassium ion transmembrane transport.
UCGCAGCCCUGAUGGCUCUUUGGACUAACUGAGGGGUUAUGGCGAAUCCAGCAACCUCUGCUCUGCGCCUGGCUGGGGCUGUCCAGGGUAUGGACAGGCAAGUGUUGUACAGGCAAGGUGUGACACCCGCCCACAGAGCUUCAGAGAGGAAUGGGCACCCCUGGCCACAGUGAUAUAAAAACAGGAUGGAAAAAGCACCCAGAGAUGCCGUUCCUGCUCCCGAAGCUUUGGCAGUUUGGGAGCUCCCCUCUGCAGCUAACGGCAAUUAAGCUCCCCAGAACGAAGGAUUUUCCUGUGCACCAGGACAAAGUCAGGCCCAGACGUUGGCAGCAGCCAAGGAAGUGCCCGGCCAAGGGGAUGCCUGGUCGGAGGAGCCCUGGAUGUCUCCACCUGGCUGGUACCUCAACAUGCAGCCAUGCCGGUGGGAGCAACGGAGGGUCCCGAUUCUUUGGCUUCUCCUUCUUUUCAAGCAGGUGUAAAUGAAUGGGGUCCCUGUGAAAUCAGCACCGUCCUGGCUGAACAUGGCAGAGCAUCCCAGCAAGCAGCCCUGGGUGGGGGGGACAGAAUGGGCCACGUCUGAGCAUCACCCCCUCUUCCUCCACUCCGGGCUGCUCCUUCCUCACCCUCGCUUGGAAAGCAAAGGCCACGUACGCAUUUGUGGACGUGAAGGUGGUGAGUUGGGAUCCCAGAUGCCACUGCUGCUGACAGGCAGGACCCAGCGAGGGAGAAAAAACCCAUUUCAGGCACAAGGAGAAUGAGGGCAAGGAGUCCCACCGGGCUCACGUGGGUACCGGCAUCGCCUUUCCGCCCAGCUCAGGAGAGGUACGAGCAUCCCCGUGCUGCUGCGGCCAUGCGCCCGCAAGAGGCGAAGGGGCAGCACCGCCGGGCAGCCCCCGGGCAGCGGAGCUGAAGGAGGAGGAGGAUGGAGGCAAGGGGACCGGGCACCCCACGCGUUGGAGGAGGAUGAGGAUGAUGCAAAAGCCGGAUCCUCAUAGCGUGGGAAAGACGCAAGCUGCCGGCAUCCGACCCGGGGAUUUAUGCUGCUAAUCUGAUUAGUGUAUGAUGGACGUGUCCAGUUGGAAGGAGAUGGAGGUGGCACUAGUCAGUUUUGACAACGCUGAUCAAAUCGUGGAGGAUCCCUGUUAUUCAAAUGACCUCAGUCCUGCCAGCCAGUCGCGGAAAGGCCAUCCCAGCUGCGCCAACCUCCUCUCCAACUUGAGAAUCCUCAUCAACAGCGAAAACGCCAACAAUGAGACCAUUUUCUCCAGGUUCUCUGCCGAGUUCAGUGAGCACCUGGUGGGGGAGAGGGUGGGCAUGGAUGAGGGGGACCAACGAGUCAUCAUCAACAUCGCUGGGCUGAGGUUUGAGACACGGCUCAAGACCCUCAACCAGUUCCCUGAGACCUUGCUUGGGGACCCGGAAAAGAGGAUGCGUUACUUCGACUCCAUGAGGAAUGAAUAUUUCUUCGAUAGGAACAGGCCCAGUUUUGAUGGGAUCCUGUACUAUUACCAGUCUGGAGGGAAAAUACGGCGCCCGGCCAAUGUCCCCAUUGAUGUCUUUGCUGAUGAAAUCACCUUCUAUGAGCUGGGUGAUGAAGCCAUGGACCAGUUCAGGGAGGAUGAAGGGUUCAUCAAGGACCCUGAGACCCUUUUACCAACCAAUGACUUUCAUAGGCAAUUCUGGCUGCUCUUCGAGUACCCUGAAAGCUCCAGUGCAGCCAGGGGUGUAGCUUUGGUCUCCGUCCUGGUCAUUGUCAUCUCCAUCAUCAUCUUCUGCAUGGAGACCUUGCCGGAGUUCAGGGAGGAAAGGGAGUUUAAGUCCACCCAGGAGCUUUCUAAGAAUCUGACAGACACCUUGCUGGCCCACAGUACCUUCACAGACCCUUUCUUCGUCAUAGAGACUGCCUGCAUCAUCUGGUUCUCCUUCGAGCUGUUUGUCCGGUUCAUCGUGUGCCCCAGCAAGACUGAGUUCUUCAGGAACAUCAUGAACAUUAUCGACAUUGUGUCCAUCAUCCCCUACUUCGUGACGCUCACCACCGAGCUGAUCCAGCAGAGCGAACUCAACGGGCAGCAGAACAUGUCCUUGGCCAUCCUGCGGAUCAUCCGGCUGGUCAGGGUCUUCCGCAUCUUCAAGCUCUCCCGGCACUCCAAGGGGCUGCAGAUCCUGGGGCAGACCCUCAAGGCCAGCAUGCGGGAGCUGGGCUUGCUCAUCUUCUUCCUCUUCAUCGGCGUCAUUCUCUUCUCCAGCGCCGUCUACUUUGCAGAAGUGGAUGAGCCGCAGUCCCAUUUCUCCAGCAUCCCUGACGGCUUCUGGUGGGCCGUGGUCACGAUGACAACUGUUGGCUAUGGAGACAUGUGUCCCACCACCUUGGGUGGGAAGAUCGUGGGGACUCUGUGCGCCAUUGCAGGGGUAUUGACCAUUGCGCUGCCCGUCCCCGUCAUCGUCUCGAACUUCAACUAUUUCUACCACAGGGAGACAGAGAACGAAGAGAAGCAAAUUCUGCCUGGGGAGGUGGAGCGAAUACUCACCAGCGUGGUGACGGGAACCGGCAGCAUGGAGUCACUCAAUAAGACCAAUGGGGGUUACCCUCGAGACAAGGCCAAAAAAUGAUGGUCAAGGCCAUGACGGGACUGGGCACUGUCAGGUGGGAUUGGCUGGAUAAGGUAUAAAACAUCUGCACGCUGUGAUUUUUUUUUUUUUAAACCAAAUGUGCUGCUGCUGCUUUUUUUUUUUUUCUAGACAUUUUUCAAUCUCUGAUUUCCUGUGGCUAUUCAAAUAAAUACCAUCUUUCUUAUCUCUCUUCCCUGCCCAUCAGUCUGGUUUUUAUGAUUUGAUGCUCAUCUGCUUGACAUUUAGCUUCUCUGUCCAUGGCGUCAGAGCGGAGUUUCCCAUAUACAGAGAUUUCCCCCAUUUACCAGAGGGGAAAAAAAGGGCAAAAUGAUGUGAAAUGCUUUGCUUGGUGGUACCCAGCUGUCCAAGGAUGAAGAUGGAGCCAGCUCCCUGCUUUUCUUAAUCCUUUUUAAAUAGUUCCUUCCCACCCACCGCUCAGGAUCUGGGGGCUGACCAUUUCCCAGAUCUGGGAUUGCUCUGGCUGAAAAAUAAGCUGGUAAAAAAAAAUUAAAAGUUAUAUUUCUAGCUGGAUGACUUCCCUGGUCUGCCUGCCUAAAUAAUUUGGUUGGCACAGCAGGGUGGGCCGUGAUGGAUGGGACCAAGCCACCAGGUGAGGGGAUUAGGAGGAGAGGGAUGGUGACCGGUCAUGGUGGCACGGCCACCAAAAAAGAUCCAGGGCACCGUGGCUCAACACCCACUGGGGCUUCUGAUGGAAAACUGUGCUCUGAGAGAGGGAAGGGGAUUUGUUCUGCAACAAAUGCUUGUCUCAGGGGUUAUCUGGUGUACAAGUGCCCUUGGGGACGAGCCACCAUGACCUUGUAGCUUUUAUUGUCACUUAUAUUGCUGCAAAUGGGCACAGACUAAUGAGGGCUGACAUUCCCCGACAGCUUGGCUUUGCAUUGUAAAAAGGCACUUCUGGUUUUCUAAAACAUGCAAAUUUCCAUCAGCAAUUUUGAUGGGAGAAACCAGCAACAGAUCAUUUUGCCGUUCUCUCUAGUGCCAGCAGGUUUCCUUCCGACAAAAACAUUUUGUUCCAACUUCACUGUUUCACUUGGCUUUUUUUGAUGUUUCUGCCUACAUUAAAAUCACAGUUUCUCAUGCAGUGUCUACACAUCCGCUUUUAUAUCCCACAUCUGUUAUACUUGAUGUCUCAUCUCCUAAAGGUUCGACACGAUCAUUACACAAUGUGCCAGCAUCUCUGGUUUGCAGUUUCAUUCAGAAAGGACCGGUGAAAGAUGGAUUCUUUUAAUUCCUGGUCUGAUGGAAAAUGCAAGUUUGGGCUUGCUGGGAUUUUCCCCAUGGCAGAAAUCCUGCAGCCCUGGUCUGGGGGGUUGUAAUUUUGGGACUGGGGGUUUUUUUGUGGACUGUCUUUCUGCAGUGAGGUCUUUUGCACUCCAGGGAGAUGGCUCUAGGACAUGACCAGCACAGCUCCUUCAGGAGAGAUUUUUUCCCUCUGGGAGAAAUCCCACUUUUCACCUGCUCUCCAUGUUUUUUUCCCAUCCCUCCAUCAUCUUCUUCCCCACCCCAUCCCUUGUAACCCCCAGAUCAUCAUCCUGGACAGGAGGAGGAGCUGGGAGAGCUAUUUAAUCUCCUUCCCACUGUGUUCAAGUUCUCACCAUCUGUGGGGAUGGCUGGAGGAGGCACAGCUGGGCACAGCUGGAGACCAGCACCCUGAGACAUCCCCAGCUGCUCUCCCUUCACCCCUGAAUUCUCUCCAGCAGCUCUGCCACAUCACUCUCUUUAUUUCAUAGCAGGUUCUUUCUCCUUUUCCUCUAGAAAUCUUGAACUUUUUACAUUCUUUUAUUUUUUUGGCACUCCCCAAACUGCACUCCCAGCCUGUCAAAGCUGAAGCACUUUUGGUGUUUAUUCCUUGGAAGUCACCACGAGAAACCCUGGUGAAAAGAUUUGGGUUGGGAAACAUUCAGCCUGCUCGCUAUAAGCACAUCUUCACUGCUCCUGCUCCCUUAGCAAACGGGGACCAAAAUGGUGCUGGGAUGGAUGGAUGGAUGGAUGGAUGGAUGGAU